AUGGAGGAUACCCGGUCAGUUGCUUCGCUCAUGGACUCUACAUCAUCCAAGAUUCAGCAGCUUCAGAGGGCCUUUGCUGAACUAGAAAGCCAGCGCGCUGUAACACUUAAUCUGAAGUGGAAGGAACUUGAGGAGCAUUUUCAUGGGCUUGAGAGGUCCUUGAAGAGACGGUUUCAUGAGCUCGAAGAUCAGGAAAAGGAGUACGAAACCAAAACAAGGAAAGCACAAGAACUAUUAGAAAAAAAGAAGGCAGCUGUUGAGGCCAAGGAGAAGGCGUCGCUAGAAAGGCUUCAGAAGAAGAGAGAUGCAGCCAUGUUUGCUAUAAACAGUGCUUUGGAUAAGUACAACAACGCUCCAUCUGCAGAGCCCGUUAGUAUCACUUCUGUUGGUGAAGGUUGGGCACAAAAUGCUCUAGGGGAUUCACCCAAUGCCUUUGCUGCUGAUGGUAUUACUGAUGAUAAUCCGGAUGGUACUGUGCAAGAUGUUCUCAUCUCACCUGUGAUGGGAAAUUGUGAGGUGAAGGCUUAUCCACAGUUGCUGAAACUGUGUGGGGAUAUGGACUCAACAGGGCUCCAUAAGUUUGUAUCAGAUAACCGCAAGAACCUUGCAUCACUAAAGGAGGAGAUGCCUAUGGCGCUCAAGGCUGCAGCAAACCCAGCCAGCUUAGUGUUGGACUCUUUGGAAGGGUUUUACCCCAUGGAGGCACCAACCGCUGAUGGAAAGAAAGAUGCUAACCUCUUGGGCAUGCGCAGGACCUGUAUAAUGUUGAUGGAGUGCCUGAGCAUACUGUUAUCUGGUCUUGACCCCAACUCCCUUGGUACUGUUCUCUCAGAAAAUGUUAAGCACAGAGCAAAAACUAUUGCAGAAGGAUGGAAUCCACUGCUGGAAGCUCUUGACAUGGAUGCUUGCAAUGGUAAUUCUUUGGAGGCUCAUGCAUUCCUGCAACUACUGGCCACUUUUGCUAUUGUUUCCGACUUCAAAGAGGCUGAACUCUCGAGGCUGAUACCCAUGGUUUCACGUCGCCGUCAGGCAGCUGAGCUGUGCCGUUCUCUUGGAUUAUCAGAAAAGAUGCCUGGUGUGAUUGAAGUUCUUGUCAACAGUGGAAGACAUAUUGAUGCGGUUAACUUGGCAUUUGCUUUUGAACUCACAGAAGAGUUCCCACCUGUCUUGUUACUGAAAUCCUACUUGACUGAGGCGAGGAGAUCUUCCUCCCAAGGCAGACCUGUCAAUGCAUCUCCUGCUGUUCAGGAUGAGUUCAAUGAGCGAGAGCUUACAGGGCUUAAAGCCGUGAUAAAGUGUAUUGAGGAGCAUAACCUGGAAGAGCAGUACCCAGUUGAGCCACUUCACAAACGAAUUGUCCAGCUGGAGAAGGCCAAAGCAGAGAAAAAGAGAGCAACAGAAACCACAAAGCCUCAGCCAAAGCGACCGCGUGGUGCUCAACCCCGAGUCAGUGACAACAACAGCAGCAACAAGACAGGAUAUGGUAGAGUCAUCCCUGAAAGGUAUCCGCAGUAUGUUUAUGACAACAGACCGUUCUUUAGCGGUCCGAUUAUGGGAGCACAAGCUCCUCCGCAGACGUACACUUUCAGUCCUGCUGCGGCUCAUGGGAACUUCUAUGGGAAUUGCUAUCAGUACCAGGCUCCUCCCCCUCCUUACUUUCACUAG
Molecule: messenger RNA, 1665 nt
Organism: Arabis nemorensis
Lineage: Eukaryota; Viridiplantae; Streptophyta; Magnoliopsida; Brassicales; Brassicaceae
Source: the annotation of a GenBank genome assembly